Messenger RNA from Zophobas morio, 8782 nucleotides. RefSeq lists its product as uncharacterized. The transcript is spliced from 13 exons. The coding region runs from base 138 to 8645 and encodes 2835 amino acids. The record is from RefSeq and is a predicted model, not a curated record. Lineage: Eukaryota; Metazoa; Arthropoda; Insecta; Coleoptera; Tenebrionidae. Gene Ontology annotation, molecular function: RNA uridylyltransferase activity.
CUCCAUGCCAAAACCAUGUGUGUUUGUUAUUGUUUCAUUGAUUUCAAUUUGUGCUCUUAAACAAAGUUGUUUCAUUUGAAGCGUUGUAGUUAUUGUGAUGUUUUAAGUUUAGUGGUACGUUUGUCAACGUAAACACCAUGGUAAAGAUAUUUUGUAAACUUUGCCUGCAAUAUAUUGCUGCGACUGACUGGAAGAGCCACGUUGCUCAAAAACAGCACUUACAAGAACUGCCGGCGAAAAUAGUGGUCAAAGGACCAUUCAAACAAGAUGAAAUUCAUAGAGUGUUCGAACACUUUGUGAAAUUUGGGGGCAUAAGGGGCCAAAGUGUCACAAACAGCGGUAAUAAUGUUUCUAUAGAAUAUCGAUUUUGGGAUGCCAGAGUGUAUUCGGAAAUUAUCCACCAAGAGCAUACUGUUUGUGACAACGAAAUAGAAAUCAGCUGGUUUAAGAAAAGUAAGUCAGGUGAUCUUCUUCACGUGCUUCCAGACGACAAAAUGCGCAAGGAAAAAUUUAUUUAUCGCAAAAUCGCCAUCAUAAAUAGUUUCAAAGAAUUGCCAACCUUUGACGAGCAACUGACUCUCUUUCAAAACAAACUAAAAGUCACCAAAACGCAGACGGAAGCAAAUAGAAAACUAAUUUACAACGAUUUAGCGGCAGCUUUAGUUACUAAUUUCCCGCAAAGCAUGAUCCAUUUUUUCGGUUCGAGCGUCACAGAUUUGGAUAUUCACGAUAGCGAUUUAAACAUUUACGUUGACAAUACUGACUCGCAGUUGGCGACACUGGAGCGUAUCAAAGAGCAAGUCGAGAGAAGCGAAUUUUUCGAACGGGUUUCGUUGUGUCUCGAUGGGGACUCUCCAGUGGUUAAAUUCGAGCACAAAAAGACUAAAAUUUUCUGUCAAGUCAGUAUUAAAAACGAGCUGCCGGUUGGUAACACCGAAUUAAUCAAAUUCUAUUUAAUGCUCGACGAGAAACUCAAACCUUUGAUUGUGUUGAUAAAAUUUUGGCUCGAUUGUUGUGGCCUUAGACACGAAAAUGGUUUGUCCAGUUACGCGAUUUGUUUGAUGGUACUGUUCUACCUCCAACAAGACCCUUACAAUUUACCUUCUGUGGCGGACUUGCAGACGGACUUACCACCGGAUGAAGUCGACGGCUGGAACUGUGCUUUCGGUCCGGUCGAAUUUACGAGUUCAAGUCUCGAAAACGCGACAAUUUUUGAAUUGAUGGUCGGUUUUUUGGAAUUUUAUAGCAAAUUCGACUACGCGUCGACGGUGCUAUCACCAUAUUGGGGUUCAGCGAUUGAAAAGAUUGGUUUUCUGAAACCGUACGAACUCCCGGACUGUUUUGAAAACUUUGUAAAUUCGGACGAGGUUUUCGUAGUGAAUUCUGGAAUUUGUGUUCAGGACGUGUUCGAGCAUUCGAAAAAUGUCUCCCUUUCGGUUGAUUUAUCAUCCGGUGCGAGAUUCACGGCUGUGUGUAGAAAGUCUUUAGAAUUAGCGCGCUCAAAUGCCAAAGGAAUAUUGUUUAAGUUGUUAGCGUCAGACGAGGAUUUAAAUGAGUUUUCUGUUAUUAAUGACGACUUCUGUGAUGAACACGAAUGGAUCGGGUUAAUUAAAUCUCUCGUUUCGACGAUUUUGAAACGGAUUUGUCGAUGUGAUAUUGUUGAGAAGAUUGAAGAAACUGGGGUUUGUUAUGAUUGUAGUGGAGAUUUUAAUGUUUGGGACGAUAGAGUUCAAACUUUGAAAAAUCUUCCUGUUGAUAGAAAAAUUAACACUGUUGAAAGAGAAGUGGCUGUGAGUUCGCAUAUAGUGAACAAUUCUUCCAAAGAGGCAACCUGGAAAAUGGCAGUUUCGUUAAAAUUUGACACAAAUCCGUCUAGAGUCAGUAUUAGUUUUAAGGAUGAAGAAAAUCUACCCCUGAUUUUGCACAUUCAACACUUUGUAUACGUUAGAUUAUUGGAGGCGCUGAAACACAAAGUCAAAAUAUGUAUAGACGAUUCAGAUAAUAAAAUUUUUGUAGCUAAGGAUGAGCCGAUAGUUUCAGAAAAAGUGACCAAGAAAGAUCCUGUAGACGAAAUCAAAAUUGAGAAAACUUCAACUUCUAAAGACUGUGGAGAUACUCAAGUUGUUACAAAUCAAAAUGAAACUGUUCCCACUGAAGUAGUAAAUUUAGACACUAACACCCAAGCAGGCGUCGACCCUUUUCUCUACUACCAGCUUCGUAAGAAAAGCUUCCUGACUUUCGAAAAGCAAGUAAACUUUUUCUACUGUCGCUUCCACACUUCUAAAACCACACUAAACGAGAUGUUGCAUGCUAUCUCUGCCGACUUAGGUCCGAUGUUCGAAUACAAGUUGUGCGGUUCCGGUUUUCUAGGCACCCAUAUCCCGAAAAGCGACAUAAAUAUUCAAAUAUACGACACCCCCGUGGUAAAAUUUCACCAGUUCCUUGUCGCCAAUGACAGGUUUGCGCAUGUCGCUCUUCAAGAAAACUGCAUUAAAUGCGUGCACCUCACCACCAACCUAAAAGUCACUUUUACCCCUAGAAAUUACACCUACGAACUGCUAGCACAUUACGCAUAUUCUGACGAAAAAAUUAGGUUUCUGAUAACAGUAGUCAAACAUUGGGCUCACUCUUGUCACAUAAUUCACACCAUCACGGGCUACAUGAUCACACUAAUGGUGCUUUUCUACCUACAAGUAGUCCACAAACUUCCCGCGAUGGCAGCUGUGCAAAAAACCACCACUCCGAAGUUUAAAAACAACUGGAAAAAAAUAGCCCCGUUGAAAAAGUCGAAUUUUGACUUGAUUGUGGGUUUUUUCAAGUUCUACGGCGAUUUCGAUUACUUUUCAAUGGUAGUGGCGCCUUUUUGUGGCAUCCCGAUUGCUAAAAGUCGCUUUUUGAAGCCGUUUUCGCUCCCGGAACAGUAUCAAUGUUACGCGAAACAAGACCGGGAGUUGGUGGUUGAUUCCGGGAUGUGCAUCCAGUGCCCGUUUGAACACACAAGGAACGUUUCUGCGUCAGUGCGAUAUUCCACGGCAGCCAGGUUUGCUGGACUUUGCAGAUAUGCGGAUCGGCAGCUAACUAAGAAAAACUUACUAGCUGAUUUAUUCUGGUUUUCUAAAAACUGCCAGCGUGCCAAGUUUGGGCUAAAACAACCGGCGCAAGUCACACUCGAUAAAUGGAUAGACUCAGUUAAGAAUUUUGUGGUGAUCAUUUUAACACAAGUGUUAGGUGGGAAGAUCGUACAUGAAGCGAAUCUCGGUAUUGGCGGGAUUACUGAGUACAAGUGUGAAGGUCCGCUCAAUGUAUUGGACAACCGAGUACAAACGUUCAAGAAAAUCUCGAAAGACUUGCAACCUGAUAUCAGUUAUCUUGAUCGAGAAGUCGCCCUGACGUCUCAAAUUUUGCAAAAUAGUGAUGUAAACCGUUGGCAAAUUGGGGUGCAAAUAAUUGUGAAAAAAACACUAUCGGUUGGUGUUUUGGUCAGCUUUAGUGGACCCUUGGAGUUGUGCUUCUGUCAUUUCGUGUACACCAGGUUGUGCAAGCUUUUAAGUGGGGAGCAAAACUCAAAACGUGCUGAAGCUACGAAUAAGAAUGUCGAUAAUAAGAACGUCCUUCCUGUGUCUGGUGGGUCUAAAUUUUCAAGUGACGAAGUGAAGCGAACUUGUGAAGAUGCUUUGCCGUCGUCAGAAGAACAGAAGAAGAAAUCACCGCCUGCGCCUUCUAUGGAAGGGGUAGAAGCCGGUUCUUCACUUUCUCUAAGUGACGAUAAAAUGCAGACUUCGAUUUUGUCUCCAAGUGAAACGCAGUCCGAAUUUAAAAAAAUCCCGAUUAAAAUAUCGCUUUCCGCCAAAGAUUCGUCGAAAAAAAAGACUGUAGUUUCGACUGAUUCAACGCCUACUUCAGCAUCUGAUUCUGACCAACCCAAACUCGCCAUCCUCCAAGAAACCCAAAACUUGCCCACUUUCGCCGCACAAACUUCACACUUCUGCACGAAAUUACUCCAGGACGAAAAAACCACCCAAGCCCGUCAGUGCGUCAUCGAGCGCGAUUUAAAGAACGCGCUCGUGUUUAAAGCCCCCUACAAAAAAAUUUUCUUCUUCGGUUCUUCAGUAACGGGGUUGGUGACGGAAGGUGGCAGCUUCGACAUCCACGUGACCUCCAACUCACCACGAAACAAACUCACAAAAACCAUCGUAGACGCCCUAGUUGCCAAUUCGAAAUUCGAAAAACCUGCCCGACUUAAGUCUUUCGUUCAUUGUAGACACACGGAAACGAAAGUCAACUGUCACGUGUACAUAAACGAGGAACUACUGACCAGCAGGAGUCGCCUGGUUGAAUAUUACGUGUCUUUGAGCCCCAAGGUGCGUCAGUUGUUCUUCGUGAUUAAGUGUUGGUGGGAGUUCAACAACGUGAAAGAGAAUGCUAAUUUGUCUAAGUACGGUUUGUAUUUAAUGGUAAUUUUUUACCUCCAACAAGAACCGUAUUACUUUCCGUCGGUUAGUAAUCUCCAGGAGAGAGCAAAUCCGGAGUUAGUUGGUGACUGGAAUGUUGCUUUCGUACCUUUGAAAUUUACUAGUCAAGCUUUGGAAGCUGCCACCAUCAACGACUUAGUUUUUGGUUUUUUUCAAUUUUAUUCGACUUUCGACUUUUAUUAUAACGUAGUUGCACCCUAUUCGGGUUCAGCGAUCCCCAAAGUUUGCUUUGUCAAACCUUUUGAUUUACCACCUUGCUACGACUUACUGGUUAAGUCGGGUUUUACUAUGACUUUGGGUUUCGGUACCUGGGUCCAGGACCCGUUCCAACACACCGAAAAUAUCGCGGAUUCUAAAAACAUCCAGUGUGUUGGUAAAUUCUCAACACUGUGUCGAGGCGUUGUUGAAGUCGACCCGUCCGAAAAACAACUCCUACACAGACUGAUGGUACAAUGUAACAACAUCGAAGCAGUCGAAAUCGUGAAAAAACCAACUUUUGAGGAACAAACCUGGAAACAGACCGUCAAAAACGUGCUAUUCACCAUAAUUACAAAAAUACUGUGUUGUGAGGUUAUUGACGUGCAAGAGAGUACAUUGAGCAGGGUACCCCCUGUCAAAGACAAGCCCCAGGAAAAAGAACAAACCACAAUAGUGUGUCGAGGAACGAAAGAAAUAUGGUCGGACCGAAUUGCUAUUUUAAAAUCGUGGCAACCUGACACACCGUCUAGUUGUUUCAACAUGGACUUGUUUGUUUCAAGCGUCAUAAAGAACGACAAUCAACGAAACUGCGAGUUCGAUUUGACAAUAAAGGUGGUGUUUUUGACAAAUCCGACCAGUGUGAGGGUCACAAUAUUGCAGCCAAAUUUGUCACAUUUCAACCAUUUUUUGUACACGAGGAUCGUGGAGGGGGUGUGUGUGGCGGAACUAAAGAGGCAAAUACACAGUCCUUUGCAGACAAGCCCGAUACGUGAGCACUCAAAGUCCGCUACUAAGGUCUGCGAGUCUUACAAAAUCCUAGUGAAAGGUAAAUUCACGUACGCACAAAUCUGCCGAGUCCACGACUAUUUUUCAAAGUUUGGCAAAAUCGUGGACGUGAAGGUCCUAGGACAGGAGAAAAACCUUGCAGUGGAGUAUUGUUUCGCAGAGUCUGACGUUUAUUUUCAAGUUAUACAAAAAGAGCAUUGUCUUUUCGGUUACAAGUUGAAAAUAGUUCCACUUGUCGCUUUAAGUGCGACAAUACCAACUCUGACGUUUGAAGACCGCAAACUAUCGAUUAUUUACAGCACGGUGAAGUGCUCGACUUUCGAGCAACAAGUGAACAGGUUAUGGAACCGGGUUAAUUCCCGGGAAGAAAAAAUCGAAAAAAAGUACCAAACUAUUCUGAGCGACUUUCGCACUGUUUUGUCAGACGAGUUUGGGUCCAGUAAUGUCUCCCUAGGUCCUAAUAUUGGUGGCAAUUUAGAGGUGUAUAUAGAAAACGUAACUGACGCAGCGUUAAAAGUCGCGAAACAUUUGCUGAAUACAAGUCCAAAGUUCAGCUUUGUUUCCUAUGCUCCUCGACCCAAUAACUUUAUUACUUGUCAGCAUGACCAAAUGAAAGUCAAGUGUGAUUUACGAAUCAGAAACACACUCGUGACAAGUCGCCACCGUUUGAUUCAAUAUUACUUAAGUUUAGAUAGUAAGGUCCCUAAGUUGGUGCUUUUACUUAAGUACUGGGUGGACUAUUACGACUUGGCGGAUGCGUUUUCAGACGACGCUGUCUCCCUACUGGUCAUUUUUUACCUGCAACAAGGACCAUACAGCUUGCCUUCAGUUAAAAAUCUACAAAGUAGUGCUAGUCCUCAAAUCGUGGACGGUUGGAACUGUGCUUACGCCGAAAUCCCCGAAUUCACUAACUCGGUUUUGAAAUAUACCCCAAUUUUAGAUUUAUUGAGCGACUUUUUCAAAUUUUAUUCGAAUUUUGACUACGUCACGUACGUGAUAUCACCAUACUUUGGUUCACCUGUCCAGAAAAUACGUUUUUUGAAACCUUACGCGCUUCCACCCGGUUUUAACUAUUUCAGAACACAUGGAAACGAUCUUAGUGUGACUUCGGGUGUUUUCGUUCAAGACUUCUUCCAACACAGUCUCAACCUUACGAAUUCUGCCACCCUAGAUUGCAUGGGACGCUUCACCCAUGUUUGCAGAAAAUCACUCCAAGUUUUAAACUCGCCAAAGAAGUUUCUCCUGGGUGAACUUAUGCUAAUCGCGCAACGUAGCAUUUUCGACAACCCGGAAUUCCAAAUCACUAAAAAAGUCUAUCGUGACGAAGUGGAGUGGGUUCAAACUACUCAGACUCUCACGGCGAAAAUUUUAUCAGACGUUUUGAACUAUAAGUUGUCGACAAAACCCACUGGUUUUGAGUGUGUGGGACAAAACAACGUCUGGGAUAGCCGCAUCAAGGCGAUGAAGACUUUAGGAAUGUCGAGGCUUCGAGGGGUCGAAAAAGAAGCAGCUGUCACUACGCAAGUUAUCAUAGGCCAUCCGGAAGAAGUGACUUGGAGGUUGUUUGUGGAUUUGAUUUUCACGACAGAGCCGUGUGGUGUGAAGGUCGUUUUUAAAUUGAAUCCGGGUUUUAAUGUCUACCACGUUUGUCACUUUCUGUACACUAGGUUGGGGAAGUUUUUGGAUAACGUGGAGGAUUGUCUGGAUGUGGUGGAAGUCGAGGAGUGUGACUUAGAAGCUGAAGAGGUUGUUGUAAUAGAUUUAACCGACGAUGGUGAUGUUAAGGUACAACCCGAAACUAGUGACUGUAGUGAAAUUGAAGUAAACACAGGCAAAAUAGAAACAGAAGAAAAACCACCAGAUACUAGUGACACAAUUAUUCUCGACGAAACUAAAAACGAGGAAACACCAGAUGUAGAAGACACCAAGCACAAAGACACUCCAAGUCGUAAAAGAAAAAGAAGUAACGUUUAUGAAGAGGAAGACGACGAUGUUCCGUCUGACUUCUUUGACGAUUUUGCGAACGAGGACUUUCUGGAUGGUUUAGAGAUCGUGGACGCUUGUGACGACAAAUCCACUAGUGAUAAAGUAUCGAGUGAAUCUGAUAAGGAAAAAUCACUGACGAACGAACCUCGUAAAGUUAAGCCACGCAUGCGCAGUAAGUCAAGGUCUCGAUCUAAAUCGCGUGACAGAAGUAUGAAGAGGUCCCGUGGGAAAGACAGUCCUGAAUACCGGUCUAGAAGACACAGGACACCAACAAAACCGAAAAUUGUCUAUAACGUCUCACCUAGUACCCCGAAACGAGGAAAAAGGAGCGAGAGUCGUGAAUAUCGCCCUAGAAGACGCGCUAGGACUCCAACAAGAACGAAUUCAACUAGGCCCCGAAGUCGGACUCCUUCACCCUGCGACCAGAAGCGACGAAGAAGCUCGGACUAUCGUCGCAGGAAGCCCAGUUCGAGCAGCGAUGACGCUAGAACUAGGCUACAACUCCAGAACGCCCUGCUGGAGGAAAUCAAAAGGAAGAUCAAUGAAGUUCGACCAGUACAACCAAUGCCUACGCCUCACAUUUCUCUCUCGAUCCCUCCUGCGCACUCCCAGCAUCCUGUGAAAGUCCAAAUUUAUGACAACACUGCUUUUGUUGGUAAUGCCAAUCCAACCCAAGCGUUUUACCCACAACCAGUAUUCCGACCACAACUAAUAUCGCCUCCCAUCGCCACCCCAUCGCCAAAAACUGCGCCUUUCAACAAAAAUCCGGAAGAAGAUUUGGUUAAACUGCUCAAGGAGGGGCGACUUUCGCUUACUGAUUAUUUAAUGACUGCUGCUACUCCCAAAGCUUCAAGUUCCACGAGUUUAAAGCACCUUCGGGAGAAAGUAAAAGUACUGUGCCAUUGCCAAGACAUAAUUAAGUUUCUCAAGCCUGAUCAGGGGCGCCUAAUCAGGCAAAACGCGCCUCCAAAGCAACGAAAAUAUCAGUCGCCGUUGAGGACAGCGUUGGCGCUUAGGUUUAGGUUUACGUCGCUGCCGGAGCGACCCGUCAAGGAUCCAUACUCUGAUGCUCUGUGUAAGGUUCUUCAGAAAGGGGGUAUAGAGGGAAAAUUUGGAGACAAAGAAAACCAGAGGGCCGUAGACAAAGUUACUGAAGCCUUAGAAGCACUGAAGAAAGCCUUGUCAGAUGCGGUGGAUAAGUGAUUUUCAGUUUUGACAGUUUGAUUUGUGGGUAAAUGUUGGAGUUUAUUUUUGCAUUAUUUUUAUGUUUAGUUUAUUAUAAAUGUAUAUAGAGAAUGUUGUGUAAAUAAGAUUAUAAUAAAUAUACGAUUAUGUUUUUA